GAUAGAACUUUUGGGGAAGACCAUAAUAACAGGCUGUGGCAGCUGGACACAAGAGGCAGGAGCCCAUGAACCUCUUUUAGGGUAAAGGAAAGAGCUUGCAUUUGGCAGGAGAUGAAUUAAAAUGCAGCACACCACGUGCACGGAGGACAGGAUCUACCAUGCACUGGAAAGAUGUCUACACGGACUUAGCAGAGAUGCUGUCUCCAGCAGAUGGGCUGCCGGGCUGUGCCUCAACUGCUGGAGCCUGCAGGAGCUGGUGAGCCGAGAUGCUGGCAACUACCUCAUCCUGGUGGAGAAGAUCCUUGGCAAGGCCAAAGAGGUGCAGGAGAAGUGCGACUACGACCUCGUACCCCCCCUGGCUCUGCUCUUCUACUAUGCGGUCCUGUAUGCCCCCCACUUCCCACCAGGCUCUGACCUGCUCCUGAAAGCCGCCAGCAUCUACCACAGCUUCCUCACCUGGCCCGUGCCCUACUGUGACAUCUUCCGUGAGCUGCUCACCUUCAUCAGCGAUGAGCUCAAGGCCCCCGGGAUCUCCUUCCAGAGGCUGGUGAGGACAGAGCAGGGACUGCCUGUGAAGAACUACCAGAGCUCCACCGUGACGGUGCUGCUGCUCAACCAGUCCGAGGUGCAGAGCGAGUUCCUCUCCAUCGCUGAGCAGCUGAGUGCCAGUGAGCAACCACAGCACACCACGCUCAUCCUGCUCCUCGAGCACCUCUACCAGGCCAACUUCGGCACCUGCUGUGACCUGGAGAGCCUGCACCACCUCCUGAAGUCCAAGACGCUGGAGGAGCUCUCGGAGAUCUACACCAGCGCCGCCGAUGCACAGGAGAUCGCAGCCACCAGCAGUGACCCUGUCCUGGCCCGGGAGAGGCUGCACUCCGUGCUGCGGGACAUCGCCGGGGCCGCCUCCUUUCCUGCCAUCACGGGCGAGGCUCAGCCCCGCAAGCUCCACACCAUCCCCAUCCCUGCCGCUCGCUGCUACACUUACAGCUGGGACCAGGACAACUUCGAUAUCCUCAAUGACGUCCUCAGCAAAGAGUGCAGUGUUGUCGAGCCCAUGGCCUCGGAGAACGAGGCGGAGGACGAAGAGGAGGAGGAGGAGGUGGAAACCGAUGGCUGUUCCCCCGAGCGGGACUCGCUGCUUUCCCCCAUCAGUGCCAUUUCCAAAGACUCUGUGUACUCAGCGCUGUCGGAGGAGGGUUCUAAGCCCUCGCGAGUGUCCCUCUUCACCACCUCCAAGGACUCCAUCUCGGAGCUGACGGUGGUCUCCAGAAAGUCCCUGAAGUCGUUCGUCUCCAGCCUGAAGGACUGCAUGGACAGCGGGUACGCGGAGGACAGUGACGAGAGCUCCCUGGACAUGGUGGGGAGGCCAGAGCUGAAGGUAGAGAAGACCCACCACAAAUACAGACACACGCUGACCAACAAGAUCUACAAACUCUUCAAGAGCAAGAGUCAGGUGGUAUUGAGGAGGGACCUGAAGGACUGCCCGGACACGGGCUCUCUCCCGCUGCCCCUGCGCCGGGCUGAGAGCCUGUGUGCGCCCCAGGCCAAGCACCGCGUCCCGGCGCGCUCCCGGCGCGCUCACUCCCUGCCGCAGCACGUCCUGAGCCAGCGGCUGCCGGCCCCGCUGGCCCCGCGGCACCUCAGCCUCCACAGACGGCCCUUCCUCAGUUACGAUGAGGACGCUAAGGUGGCCACCCUGCGCAUCGUGGUCUUCGGCUCCGACCGCAUCUCGGGGAAGGUGGCCCGAGCCUACAGCAACCUCAGGCUCAAGGAGAGCACCUGCCCCUCACUGACAAGGUACUUCAAGCUGCAGUUCUUCUACGUCCCCGUGAAGAGGAGCUGCUUGGCUCCAUCAGCCCCACUGAUGCAUCCCUCCCCAUCCCUGGGGGACCCGCAGCUCCGGGCCUCGGCACAGGCGGACCCCACCUUGGCUGGGAAGGAGAGCAGCACCAACGACAUCUCCCACUACAUUGGCAUGUUGGAUCCAUGGUACGAGCGCAACGUUCUUGGGUUGAUGAACCUGCCCAUGGACGUCCUGUGUCAGUCUGCCAAGCCAGAUGCUGAGCCCCAGCAGGACUCCCAGGAGCAGUUGCCCAUCCUGGCUGACAUGAUCCUCUACUACUGCCGCUUCGCCACGCGCCCCAUCCUGCUCCAGCUCUACCAGACAGAGCUCACCUUCAUCGGGGGAGAAAAGAUGACCGAAGUCUUCAUCCACUCCCUCGAGCUGGGCCACUCGGCAGCCACACGGGCCAUCAAAGCAUCAGGUCCAGGCAGCAAAAGGCUGGGCAUAGAUGGAGACAGGGAGGCCAUCCCGCUAACACUACAGAUCGCCUACAGCAAGACAGCCGUCAGUGGAAGAAGUCACUGGAAUGACGUUGAGAAGGUCUGCACGUCUGUCAACCUUAGCAAAGCCUGCAAGAAGUAUGAAGAACUUGCCUCAAAGACAGAGUGUCUCAACUUGACCAUGACGGAGGUGGUCAAAAGGCAAAACUCCAAAUCCAAAAAAAGUUUCAAUCAGCAGAUCAGCGUGUCCCAGAUAAAAGUAGACAAGGUCCAGAUUAUCGGCCUCCAGUCCUCCUUUGCUGUGUGCCUGGACCAGGAUGAGCAGAAGAUCCUGCAGAGUGUAACCAGGUGUGAGAUCUCUGUGUGCUACAAACCCAGGGACAGCGAUCUCUUUGCACUGAGAACGUCCUCUUUGCCUCCCGAAGACCCCUCUGAGUUUCAUUCUCUCCUGUGUUUACCCAUUGCCACCUUCAGUGGAGCACUGCCAUAGAAGAACCCUGUGUUGUCUCAGGCCAAACUCAGAUCCAACACCAAAACAGCCUCAGGAAAAUGAAGCUGACUGUCCUCCUUUGGGCUGGAGACCCAUCUGUUCUUAUCCAAGACAUACUGCAGCCUGAAGCUUAGCAUGGGUGGAUGAGCUGCUGCUGGUCUGGGCUUAGCCCAUCCUUGGGAAAUGGGAACACUGGUGUUGUGCACUGGUACCUCACAGGGUUCCUCAGAAAUGGGAGGGAAGUGGUUUCCUUGAGAUGUCCACCUGGUUCAGCAGACUGCCAACACCUGGAUUGAGAGGGCAAGACAAGGGCAGUGAUAUUUUCCUGCGAGAACAUGGUCUUGUGGUUGUAUUUGACAGUGACUGCAAGGCCAGUGAGAUCUGGGGGGAGCUCAUGGGAGAUAUUUUGGAAAAUGAAUGUCCUUGGCUGGGUGGUGGUAGGCAGCCUUUGAUGCUUGCAGAGUUGCGGAUCACCCAACUGAUGUCCCGAUGGCAUUUCACCCGUAACAGGUCAAGCAUGCUCAGGACAGUUCUUUGGGGACAGGCUUCCUCAAGGUUUCCUUUGAAUUAUGAAGGUUGGGUGUCUUGCAAAGAACUGGUGCAGAGCAGAGCAACCCAGCUGAGGCCCAGAAAGAGCCCGGUAUGGCUUGUAGGAUGCUGGUGUGUUCCAGUGAAUCGAGUGCAAUAGGCCAUACCAGGGCAUGGACAGCUUGUCAUGAAUACGUGCGUUUACUGUAAACCCAGGACCCGCAGGAGAUGAACUUCCAAUUUCUGCAGAAUUUCAGGAUUCUCCAGGGAGAUGUACUCCCUGUUCAGCCCAUGUUCUUGCAUUCUGCUCCCCAGCACUCUCUGCUAGAGACAUUCCAGAGGCUGAAUCCUCAAUAGUUGCUUGAAAUAUGGCAGGAACCAUGCUCACACUCACAGGAGGGAGGGAUGUCCUGGGGAAACCACUGGAAUUGCCUUAAGCUCAGCGGAAGAGGCAGCUUUGCUAGAGAAGGACCCAGGACCAAAAACACUAGUGACACUCGCAAGCGACGAUAGGAUUUGGGAUUCCCCUCCCCUACAAAGGGGCUUUAUGCCCUCCCUUCUCUGCAAGGCUGUAGGUACAGAAAGGUGCAAUAGUUGGGAGUAUUUAGAGAUUCUGACCCCAGGAGCCAAAAAAAUGAGACUGGAGAAGCCCGGUUCAUAGCCCUCAAGCUGUUUCUCUGUAGUCUUUGGUGGUUGCACUAAUGGUAACAGGCAGAAGGGCACGCUGCCUGCUGCAGGCUAGAAGGAUCCUAGUGCCGAGGACAUGUGCUCCCUGGAAAAUGUCUGGAAGGGACCCCCAAUACUGCUGGGAGGCUGCAGGAAGCAGCCGUGGUGUGAUCAGUUCAUUGUAGGCACCUUGAUCCUCCAGAAAUUGGGGCCUGGGCAGCUCUUAGCACUAGUUAGAACAAGGUUGGGCGCUGUCCCCGAGGGCUGGCGGGACAACAGCAAUGUCAUUUGAGAUUAAAUCUGCCAGGAAAAGGACCCGAGGGCUUCAGUUAUCUCAGAGGAGCAUGGGCCAGGCUUGCCUGCUGGAUUCCUCCACAUCCCUCCUGGAAGUGUUAUGGGGAUCCCUCCUGUGCUCUGAUCCUGGCUCCACUGCUCUGUUGUGUGGGGACAUCUCAGGUUAAGAAGGUACCAGCUGGCUCUUUGAUGCCCUCAGCAGCUGUGGAUGCAGCUUCUGCGAGUGGCCAGGGAGCAGCAGAAAUAAGAGGUGAACAUGCUCCUGAGGCUUCUGCGCUUCAUCCUGUUACUUGAAUAAACCAUCCCAGGGAUGGUGUUGUCUUGUGGACUCCAAGAAAAGGCCCUCAUGCAGGGCGAAGCAUCACUUGAACACAUGUAGGCCCUCUGUCUCCACCAUGAUUGGACCCAGCUUGGAACUACCCACCUUCCCUGGCCAUGCGUGGACUCCGGGAGCGCCCAUCUCUCCUGACCUGCAUGGAGCAGCAUCCGUCCCUUGCUUGCAGCACAGGCUCAACAGGGACACCAAGACACUGGUGGGCUGUCCCAUCUCUCCCAGCAUGCCAGUGGGGUGACGUGGGAACGCGCGCUGAGGUCACUGCUGUGCUCUUCUGCACAUCAGUUUUUUAAGUCCAAUAGGCUCCAGGGGUCAGAAACAGAUUUUAACAGCUCUUUCCAAGCACUUGGAAAAAGUUUUCCCACUGACUUCUCAUUUCCCGAACAGGUUUGUGUGUGUCUUCUCAUACAGGGCUGAAAUUUGACAGCUGGGUUUUUUGUUUAAUACUUAAAAAUAACACCUUAUCCUGUCAAAAUCUUGCUAUUUGUGAUCUUGAUAUCCAUGGCUAAAUGUAUCCCUGUUGCUUCUAAUAACAUAAACCUCUUGGGUUUCAGCUGGCCCUACAGAAUUACUAGAGAAGAGAAUUUCCAUCUGGUAGAGGAAAACAAGCACAAACUCUAGGGACUCGUAAUCCUGGCUAAGGUUUUGACCUCUGAUGCUCUCUGGAUAUUAGAGAAGUUCGGGGUUCUUUCAGGUCACCCUUGUACGUAACGUGCAGCCUCACCAAAUCUGUGUAAUGUCUGUGCUGAUCUGUAAAAUACUGUUCAAAGAACUUUUAAAAGUUAAUUGUAAAAUAUUAA
Messenger RNA from Calidris pugnax (ruff), 5398 nucleotides. It is a transcript of the gene PIK3R5, whose product is annotated as phosphoinositide-3-kinase regulatory subunit 5. The record is from RefSeq and is a predicted model, not a curated record. Gene Ontology annotation, biological process: positive regulation of MAP kinase activity; G protein-coupled receptor signaling pathway. The transcript has 19 exons. Gene Ontology annotation, molecular function: 1-phosphatidylinositol-3-kinase regulator activity. Gene Ontology annotation, cellular component: phosphatidylinositol 3-kinase complex, class IB. Bases 122 to 2776 code for a protein of 884 amino acids. Lineage: Eukaryota; Metazoa; Chordata; Aves; Charadriiformes; Scolopacidae.